AUGCCACGGAAAGAGGAGAGUCAAGACCUGGAAGAAAUUGAAGAGAAAGAUCAGUAUGAGAAAUAUCAAGAUCUCAUGACUGGGGGAAAAACUUUUAUUUAUUCGCCGACUCAAAAAACAGAAAAUGGAUGCCUUGAAUUCCAGAUGAGAGUUCACAAUGGAGAGAAGUCUUAUGUCUGCCAGCAGUGUGGAAAGAGUUUCAUUCGAAAAAACAACCUUAAAAGCCACUUGAAAAUUCAUAGUGGAAAAAAGCUUUACACCUGCAAACAGUGUGGGAAGAGCUUCUCACCAAAAGGAAACCGUAACAGUCACACGAGAAGCCAUGAUAGAGCGAAGUCAUUCAUCUGCUCUCAGUGUGUAAAUAAUUUUAAACAGAAAGAGUACCUUAAUGCCCAUGUGACAAUACACAUUGAAGAGAAGCCUCACACCUGCAAACUGUGCGGAAAGAGCUUCAUGCGAAAAGAAACUCUUACAAUUCACAUGAGAAUUCACACUGGAGAGAAGCCUUACAUUUGCCAACAGUGUGGGAAGAGCUUUACACAAAAAGGAAAUCUUAAUAUUCACAUAAGAAUCCACACUGGAGAGAAGCCGUUCAUCUGCUCGCUGUGUGGGAAGAGUUUUAAACAGAAAAAGUAUCUUAAUUCCCACAUGGCAGUUCACACUGGAGAGAAACCGUUUGUAUGCGAUCAGUGUGAAAAGAGUUUCUGCUAUAAAGCGCACCUUGAUCUUCACAUGAAGAUUCACUCUGGAGAGAACUGUUAUAUAUGUCAUCUAUGUGGGAAGAGUUUCUCACACAGAUCAAACUUUGAGAAUCACUUAAGAAUUCACGGUGGAGAGAAGUCAUUCACCUGCCCUCAGUGUGGAAAGAGCUUCAUGACGAAAGGAAACCUUAAGAUUCACAUGAGAGUUCACACUGGAGAGAAACCUUAUAAGUGUCUUCAGUGUGAAAAGAGUUUCACAUAUCACACAAACAUGAAACGGCACAUGCAAACUCAUUCUGGAAGGAAAUUCCAAACAUCACAUUAA
Carassius carassius (crucian carp) is the source of this 1026-nucleotide messenger RNA. RefSeq names its product zinc finger protein OZF-like. The record is from RefSeq and is a predicted model, not a curated record. Bases 1 to 1026 code for a protein of 341 amino acids. NCBI's taxonomy places the organism in Eukaryota, Metazoa, Chordata, Actinopteri, Cypriniformes, Cyprinidae. Gene Ontology annotation, cellular component: nucleus. The transcript has a single exon.